Molecule: messenger RNA, 633 nt
Organism: Iphiclides podalirius (scarce swallowtail)
Lineage: Eukaryota; Metazoa; Arthropoda; Insecta; Lepidoptera; Papilionidae
Source: the annotation of a GenBank genome assembly
AUGUCUAAUGAAAAUAACUUAGAUUUGCAUUAUGUUCAUCAAAGUUUUCAAAGGAGUCUUAAAGAAGAAGACGAUGUAAUAAUAGAGGCAUAUAUAGAUGGAUACAAUGAGCUAGUAAAGUUCUUAAACCUGAUCGGGUCAGUGUUCUCUUUCGUGAGUAGUGAUGUGAAGAGUAAGAUUAAAGUAAUGGAGAAGCAUAGGGAGGGUGAUGAUGCCAUUUACUAUGAAUCCUUUAAGAAGAUGAUGAAGUACGAAAAAGAAACCACUUUACACGAAAAGAAUGGAUUUGUUUCAGGAUCUAGAACUAUGCUACGAUUGCAUAGGGGCUUAGACUUCAUAAGAUUGUUUCUGAAGCGCCUAAGUGAGUCUGAUGAUGCAGUAAAUACAUGUACAACAUGCCAGUGCUCUUAUAAUGAAACUCUGGCAGAAUACCAUCCUUGGUACAUUAGAAAGGCAGCAACAUUAGCCAUGCAUGCAUUACCAUCUAGACCGGAUUUGCUGAAAAAGAUCUUCGGCUCCGAGGAGAGUCUGAAGGACGCGAUGGCAGUGCUCCCGCAGACGCUGCGGUCCUGCGACGAAGUCUACCAGCGCGUGCAACAGCUGUACACGGAGUUCGACUUCCACGGGCUGCCG